Molecule: messenger RNA, 2055 nt
Organism: Asterias rubens (European starfish)
Lineage: Eukaryota; Metazoa; Echinodermata; Asteroidea; Forcipulatida; Asteriidae
Exons: 1
Coding region: 1-2055 (684 amino acids)
Source: RefSeq, a predicted model, not a curated record
AUGGCUUGUGCUAAACCCCUCACCCAUGUGUCUCCCCCACCUCAACUAAAGCUCAAAGAAAAUGCAAUCGAAGAGUGGAAAAUGUUUAAACAGAUGUACUCCAACUACUGCAUUAUAACUGAACUGAGCAAACAUGACAAGGCAUAUCAAAAGGCAGUAUUCCUUCACUCUAUGGGCCCUGCUGGGGUAAAGAUCUUUAAUAGCCUGACCUUCUCUGAAGAUGAUGAUAAAGAUGAUAUCACCCUUAUCACGCAGAAACUUGAUCAUUACAUCAUUGGUGAAGUAAAUGAAACAUAUGAGCGAUAUAUGUUCAAUAAGAGAGACCAAGAAGCAUCAGAAUCUAUAGAGGCUUAUCUAUCAGCUCUCCGUGAACUUGCCAAAACAUGCAACUUUUGUGAUUGUUUACAAGACAGCCUACUUCGUGACCGAAUUGUUCUCGGGAUCCGUGACUCACACACACGUAAACUGCUGCUACAGAAACGCAAACUCACUCUAAAGAUGGCUCUUGAUAUCUGCAGGUCAGCUGAAGCAACCACAUUUCAGCUGAAAUCCUUUGGUGAAACCGAAACUGAGGCUGUCCACAAAGUUAGUGACUGGAAAACUAAGGAUACAACAGCUAAACACACAGGGAAACUCCCCACCAUCACAUGCAAAUUCUGUGCUCGCAAACAUCUGAGAAAAAAAGAACUCUGUCCUGCAUGGGGAAAAACCUGUAGCUUAUGCAAACGAGACAACCACUUCAAGCAAUGCUGCAAGUUCAACAAAGAGACACGCAAAGUUCACGCACUAGAUGACGCCCAUGUGUAUGGCUCUAAUGAAUCAUUAGACUCUAGUGGCACUGAAUCCAUCAACUGUGUAGAGAUUGCUGUCAAUGCUGUAGAAAACACCAAAGGUGCUCUCUUUGCUGAAAUGAUGCUUGAUGGCAAAUCAAUGAAGUUUCAAAUAGACUCAGGAGCUACCGUCAAUGUUUUGCCAAGGAAAUAUGUGACUGAAUCCACAAUUCAACCACACAACCUCACACUUAAGAUGUACAACCAGUCCACGCUAAAAGCUGUUGGCAAGACAAAAGUCAUCUUGCGCAACCCCCAAAAUAAGAAGAAAUACAGGGUUGAAUUUGUGGUGAUUGAACCAAACUCCUUCACUCCCCUCCUUAGCCGCAAUGCUGCUGAACGCAUGUCACUGAUCACGGUCAACUAUGACAACUUCAGACUACUGCACUCAGUAAACGUCACAUCCACUGAAGGCAUUCUUGCAGAAUAUGAUGAUGUAUUCAAAGGCAAACUUCCAGGCUCUCUACCAGGAUUAGUCCACCUCCACAUUGCAGAAGACGCAAGACCAGUGCAAUGCUCACCUAAGAAAGUACCAGUGUCACUAAAACACAAAGUCAAGACAGGACUAGCACAACUGGUUAAAGAUGACAUUCUUGCACCAGUUGAUGAACCUACUGAAUGGUGUAGUCGCAUGGCAGUGACAGCAAAGAAAACCUCAAAUGAUCUACGAUACUGUAUCGAUCCCCGUCCACUGAACAAAGUACUACAAAGAGAGUUGUACGAAUUGCCCGUUAUGGAAGACAUCUUACCAGAACUUUCCAGAGCUAAAAUUUUCUCUAAACUGGACCUCCGAUCUGGAUAUCUACAUUGUGUGCUUGAUGACCAAAGUAGUCUGCUCACUACCAUGAUGACACCGUUUGGCAGAUACAGAUGGAAAAGACUCCCAUUUGGUCUGAAAGUCAGCUCUGAAAUAUUUCAGAAACGCCUCCACCAAGCGAUUGCUGACCUUGACGGCAUUGAAUGCGUUGCCGAUGACAUCAUUGUUUUUGGUGUUGGCGAUACAACCGAUGAGGCAGAACAGAGCCACAAUGCAAGGCUAAAACAACUCCUCCAGAGAUGCAGAGAAAAAGGCAUCAAACUCAAUGGAGAAAAAUCUGAGAUCAAAUCUCAAAGCAUCACCUUCCUAGGACACGUUGUCACCAGUGAAGGUCUAAAAAUUGAUGCAAAAAAGGUUGAAGCCAUCACCAAAAUGAGUAAUCCCACCGCUGCCACCAUGUUUCAAUAG